CAAGAGCUUUAUCUUUUGUAAAGCCAAAUGGAUGUGCGCCUUUGCAAAAACUGAUAAAAGAACUAUUCUUCCCCUGAAUUGCUGUCAUGGGGAAUAUAAUAAAAACCCAGACUGCUGAAAGUCAGACUGAUGCCAACUUGGUUUCGUCUCUUAAAGAUACAGAACAUGACAACUUGGUUGUGCUUUCUGACUACCCAUGCCGUGAUGUAAGUGAGCCCAUUUUUAGGAUGGGAGACAGACUAAGAGGCCUGUCUCAGGAGGCCUGCUGGUGGAGAGUUUUCUCUUUGCAAACUAGAACUGAAAACUACAUUCCUAGUAAUCAUGUGGCAAAGGUCUUUCAUGGAUGGCUGUUUGAGGGAGUGGGGCGGCAGAAAGCAGAGGAGUUGCUACUUUUACCUGGAAACACAGUUGGAUCUUUUCUUGUCAGGGAAAGUCCAAACCAUAGAGGUGUGUACAGUCUAUCUGUGAGACACAGAGACAUUAAGCACUAUAAGAUUUUCCGUCUGGACAAUAGCUGGUACUACAUCUCUCCUGGUCUUACCUUUCAAUGUUUGGAGGACAUGAUCAACCAUUACUCGGAUUCUUCAGAUGGCAUCUGCUGCAUUUUGUCAGCCCCAUGUCUUGCUUUGGCCAGCACCCCUAAUUCAGUUCCACAAGCUCCGCCUGUGGUGAUGCGUCAUAAUUUUAACUGGAAGAAAGUCAACAGGUCUGAGCUGGUGACACCCUCGGAUCAGAGCUAUGGGGGGAGCAAAAACAAUAUGGUGAGCUAUGGUGUGAGGAGCAGCAUUGCUGCAUAUCUGUCAUUAACUGAAACUGAAGACCUGGAAGAGAAACGCAGACGUACAAUGAUGAACAAAAGGCGUACAAUGUACACAGUGCCUGGCUACAAUAAUCAAGAAAGAGAAGAAAUAGAUUAAAUAAAUAGUUUAAAUAAGAACAGAAACAACCUGAGCCUAAUAAUUAUUUUGAAAAUUGUGAAGCAUGUUAAGUUAAAAACCUUUCUUCAAAAUCUAUUAUAACUUACAGACCAUUGAUUUUUGAUUUAUUAGUUUGUUUGAAAAAUACAAGGUUUGUUUAAAUAUUUAAACCUUUGAUGCCUUAACAAAAAGCGCUUAAGUAUUUUCAGAAAUCAUUGGAAUUAUUUUUCACAUUCUGACCUAGCUGAUAAAGGCUGCAUAUUGACCAGACAAACGUUAACAUGAACUGCAUGCCAGGCGCUACUCAGCUCACUUUUGCGCAAUACCUGAGAUUGUUUAACCUUUACACUUACCUAAUAGGGUGUUGGGUAAAUCUUACCACUCAUCUAAUGAGAUGGUGAUUAAAGACAUUUGUUGGUAUCAAGCUUACAACUGAGUUUAUUUAUACAAUGCUACAAUAACUUCUGGUUAUUUUAGGUUUAUUGUACAUUUUAUUUGGAAGAAACUAUAUGUAAAAUGAAUUUACACUUACUUUAAACUGUUAAUAAAUUUUUGCAUUACUGUUGUUUGUAAACUUUUACCCUAUUGUAAAAUAUGUAUAAGCCUAUUGUACUGUAUAAUA
This is a messenger RNA of Trichomycterus rosablanca, 1539 nucleotides long. It is a transcript of the gene sla1a, whose product is annotated as Src like adaptor 1a. NCBI's taxonomy places the organism in Eukaryota, Metazoa, Chordata, Actinopteri, Siluriformes, Trichomycteridae. Bases 87 to 917 code for a protein of 276 amino acids. Gene Ontology annotation, cellular component: nucleoplasm; plasma membrane; COP9 signalosome. Gene Ontology annotation, molecular function: phosphotyrosine residue binding; epidermal growth factor receptor binding. The record is from RefSeq and is a predicted model, not a curated record. The transcript has 8 exons. Gene Ontology annotation, biological process: signal transduction; regulation of MAPK cascade.